Molecule: messenger RNA, 2372 nt
Organism: Tetranychus urticae (two-spotted spider mite)
Lineage: Eukaryota; Metazoa; Arthropoda; Arachnida; Trombidiformes; Tetranychidae
Source: RefSeq, a predicted model, not a curated record
GUUGAUAUCAUUCCAAAGAUUCACAUUACAACAACUGUUUGUUGGUUGAAAGUUUUACAAAAUGAAUCUCAUCAUAAUUUCACUUGUAAUAAUCACUUUACUGUUUCAAAUCAAUCAAGCCACUAAAAUCGAAUUAAGUUCUUACGAUUUGUUGAUUAAAGCCAAUAUAACUAAUGAGGAAUCAAACAAUACUUGGUAUUUGGCUGAAACAGUUUAUUUCAAGCCCUUUAUUCAUGGAGUAAUCAAGAUACAGAAAGGUGACAUCGAGAUGCAAGUUCAUUAUAAUCUCACACUUCAAAAGAAUCGUUUUCUUUGAAAACCGUGCCAUGGAAAUGGAAAGUAUUCGUAAUUUCUCUUGGAAUGUACAAUUACGUGUAUCAAUAAUCAGAUUGAUCAAUGAACUGUUGAUUUCGGGUCCGGUUAAUUGCUAUUUAUUUCUCUUAAAUUACAAUUAUAAUGAAUACAAAGAACAAAGAUCGCUGUCAUAUAAUUAUUACAAUUACAAUGAUGAUCAACUAUUAUCUUGGGUCUACAAAUUCAAUAACAGUAUCACUCCUUUUGUGCUCCUGAGUGAAUUGGACAACAUUACUAUUUAUAAUUCAAUCAAUAGUCCUUUGGUUACCAUGCAAAUUGAGAAAUUCGUCAUUUUAGAUAGUAUUAUGAUAGCAGCUGGGCAACAGUUUUAUGUUGGAUUCAAUGAAACUCUAACUGAUCAUAUUCAUCAAUCAACAGUUGAUACUCAGUUUGAUUUAACUAAAGAUACCAUGAUUCUGAAUUCAUGGCUGAAGUAUGCAAGACAAGGAAUGGGCUAUGCAGAUGAAUUACGAUAUGGUUCAGGGUUUAAUUCAACAACCGAUGGUUAUACAAUUCAAUCAACCAAUCGAAAUGAAUCAUUCAAUUUUGCAAGCUUAAGCUUUCGAGAGUCUUUCUGGACGAACUGGACUUUCAGAUACACAAAUGAAAUUUUAUUCCCAAUCAAAUAUCAACACAGUGACAAGUUAAUUAUGGAUAAAAUAGAGUUCGAUAAACAAAUUGGAAACUUCUCGUACGAUUUAGUGAUCACAACUCUUAGGGUGGCUAGAAAGCAAUUCAAGCCUGGGAAUAUCUCAUCAGACCUGAUCUUGAAAAAUCUUCAAGUUGAACGCAAACUGUAUAACAAGGAAAAUAAAUCUUCAUUGGAUUAUCAAUUGAUAAAAACUCAGAAAAGCUUCUUUUAUGGUUACAUCAAAUUGAAUUAUGAGCCUAAACAUCGAGUUUACACUCUCAAUAACAAGUGGUUUCAAGAUGAAAAAAUAGAUGUCUUAACCCUUCGACUGACAUAUUCAAAAAAUUUGUCUGCAAUCGAAACAUAUUCUUUGCUCAAUAGACUUGAUGAGUUGAGCGAAAAUCUUAAGGAUUUAAUAUGUUUCAAGCUUGGAAUAUCUUAUCUGAGGAUAAAAUCGGUUCGAUUACAGUUUCACAGUACUUAUCUAAUAGCCACAGUCAAAAUUACUGAAAGGUUCAAUUUCGUUGACUUACUGAUUUAUCGAAAGCUUGACCUAUCAGGAUUUUUACAUUUUCUUUACUCACAAACUCGCUUGGAACUUGAAGCCAUGAAAAGCAAUGUCAGUAAAAUCAUCAGCUGCAAUGACAUUAGCUUCGGAUGCAUUGGAAUAACGCUUGAUCAGCCUUUGCCUGAGCAAAAUGAAGAUACAUCAAACGCUGUUAUAUACAACAAUUUGGAUAAAGUAUUGUAUAAACUUGUUCAAGAGCCAUCAUUAAGAGAACUGAAAAUGUCAUACAAACAUCUAAAUCAAACAACGCUUUCCAGUGCUGAACUAAACUUUGACCUACAUCCAAUCGAAUCAAAUGAUAGCCAUUCACCAAUUGAUUCUGAUUCGUUCAAUGUGAAAAUUUAUUGUAGAAAUUGUUUAGGCAACUGUAUCUUUUACUGAUUGUCGCCCUCGUUUGCGUCGUCAUUGGCUUCGCUGCAAUUGCGUGCAAAUUAUAUCGACGAAACGUUCGAAUCAGCUCAUCUCCGUCAAUUUCACUGACAGUUUUGAAAGAUUCAUAAGAUUAUAACAUUAUCAGUAUAAAUUGUGACCUUAAAAUACUUAUUUGAAUCUAAAGACUCUGAAUUUUUAACAAAUUUAAAUGAAAGUAUUAAAAAUUCUUAUUGUUUCUGUAUUCUCUUCAAGUUUAUUACUACGAUCAUGGCUGGUCGUAAAUUUCUUUCUACUGAAUACAAUAAAUUCAAUCCACAUUUAAAGACUCGAAUGGUCGAUGUAAAAUCAUUGUCAAUGAGAAAAUUUUUUCAUUCUAAUGAACAGAUUGUCAUUAUUUUUACACAGAAAUAAAGAAAGAUGCUUCGCAUUAGUUCAACAUCAAAUCAA